AGGCUGGGAGCUCUGAGGCCCAGGACACCCCAAUAUCAAGAGGAGGGAAUAGUAAAGGCUGGGAGCACUGAGGCCCAGGACACCCCAAUAUCAAGUGGAGGGAAUAGUAAAGGCUGGGUGUACUGAGGCCCAGGACACCCCAAUAUUAAGAGGAAGGAAUAGUAAAGGCUGGGUGUACUGAGGCCCAGGACACCCCACUGUCAAGAGGACCCUCCUAGAGGGUACCAGUUUCGCAAGUCUGGCAGUGGGUUCCUCUUCUGUCAUGGAAAAUGACACUUUCAUUUCUUUCCUAGAGGGAAAACGGAAGAGCCAUAGGACAGAUGCUCUGACAACGCAUUCCUGAACUGUAGAAGAGCCCGCCCAGGCCUUGCCACAGCCCAGUCCCUUCCCUGCAGAGAGAGCACACAGCUGCAGAGACUUACCCCAGCAGUAAGGAUCUCAUCCAUGGAGAGGACCCUCACCGUCCUGCAAGUGAGCCUGUACCACUCCACGCCAGGCCAAGGUGCUUUUGCCAAAGUCCCACUACAGCUGCUGCAUGAUACCAGUCGGUUGUUGGUGGGACGAGGGAAGGACACCCACAUCCAGCUGCAGCUGCCCCAGCUGUCCCGACACCAUUUGUCCUUGGAGCCCUACCUGGAGAAAGGCAGCACUCUGCUAGCCUUCUGCCUCAAGGUACUGUCCCGCAAGAGCUGUGUGUGGGUCAACGGGCUGCCACUGAGGUACCUGGAGCAGGUCCCCCUCAGCACAGUCAACAGAAUCUCCUUCUCCGGCAUCCAGAUGGUAGUCCGCAGAGAGGGGGGCAACUCCCUUGAGGCCUUUGUCUGCUACUUCCGGUUCAGCUCCUCACCCCUGAUUUACAGACCCCAGGCCCAGGAGACUGACGAAUGGGAAAACGUUGUGAAGAAAGAGACUCCUCCUGUUUGUGGGGAGGCAACUCAUGGUCUCUUGGGGUCUCCCCAUGGCUCUUCCUGGACUCAGACAGCGGUUUCCAGCCAAGCCCCGGAGGAAGAACAGAAAUAAAACUCCAGAGGGAGCCCCCAGACACUGCACCCUGCCUGUCCUGCUAGCUGAGAGCAAGCCUUGCUAAAACAGGGUUUGAAAUAUUUGAGCUAUAGCAUGCGAGGUUGAUGCACAAAGUUGACAUACAAGGCCUGAUGGUCGCCCCACUCAUAGAGAACUGAUUCUGUAAACUUUGAGCAGCCCAUGGGUGGAGAAGUACCCUUCACGGCUCUGGGUAAUGGGAACUUCAUAUACUUUUAGAGGCCCUGAGGGAUUCUGGGAGUCUCCCCUACCCCCCACCCCACCCCACACACACCAUUUCCUCCCUUGUCUGGCUAGGAGUUACUUUAUGUUGCUCAUUUUACAUGCUGCUGAAGAACAGAAGCAUAGGGUCACAACAGGAAUGCAAGGACACGUGGAGAGAUGACAUUUGGGGUAGCUCGGGGUUGCCUUCAGCUUUCAAAUACCCACAGGCACUCGGGGCUUAGGAAAGCCUGUGUUUAAUAAACUGAAAGUAUUUCAUUAAGCUGGCAUACUCAGUAGGAUUCCCUGAUGGGCCACAUGUAUGCCAUGUUGUAGUGUGGAGCUGGGAGGGGGGGACCUGGAAGAGGUGUGAGAGGAAAUUGGGAAGGUAGGUAGGAGUUUCUGGGAAGGCUGUAAGCAGAGCUCAGAGCUUCCAGGAGGGGAGCUAGAAGCCACAGGACUGUUUGACUAUUUCUUCCCCUCGUCCUCCUCGUCCUCCUCCUCCUCCUCUGUCACGUAUGAAGACGGUGCUCUUCUUAACUGUGAUUUAUUCAGGACCUUAGAAUAAUCUUCUCACCCUUUUGUUAUCUCUCGUAACCUCUCGCAACCUCUCGCCCCGGGGAAAAGCCAGUCUACAGCUUAAAUAACCUCUGGGUAGCCAACCCCAGCAAGCCACGUGGGAAACGCAGAUAGGUCCAGAAACGCAGAAGCAAGCUAGAUCUUAGCAUUAGUCAUAUAUGGAAUUGUUACACAUCUGAGAGCAUUCACCGUUGGAAAGGUGGAAGGUGGGAAUCAGCGCUACCUGUAAGGCAUGACAUCACGCAGCUCUCUAUACUCCUCCUCCUUCUCCUCCUCCUCCUCUUCUUCUUCUUCCUUCUCUUCUCCCAUUCUCUGUCAUUUUUGGACCAAGGCCUUUGCUCACCAGAGGGCAAAGAUCUUCAGGGAAAGACGGUUUCCUGGAGAAGUAGGCUCUUUCAGAACUAAUUCCAUGAUUGGAAGGCAAGGCUGUGUCUGAAGUCCACCAAGUUAUCCACUUAGAGUAAACCAGACGCCUGCUGGGCUUAUCUUCCCUGUGGGGUUAGGGGUGGGGUAGUUCAGGAGCCCAGCAGGCAAGGGUUGGAGAAUUUUCUCAGUGAGAAGGGAGCAGAGGGCUAGCAGCUGCUUGUCACUUAGAAACACAUUGACUUUUGGGAGGGCAGGAGAGUCCUUCAGACUCGGGUAACCGCCAUAAGCCCACACUUUGCCAGAGAGCACCCAAAACACUGAAGGCACAGUGCUCCCCACAACCAGACUCACAGCCCCAGCAUCUGUGACACCUCUGUCACGCCCCAUUCAUUCCCUACAUCUCUGUGCCCAAGGCAGACACAGGAAGGCUCAUCGCUGCUCUCUGGCCCCCAGCUUCUUCCCCAUAGGGAAAAUACCACGAGACAAGACCUACUCGCAUCAAGGCUUGGGAAGUUCCUUCUCCAACAAAUUAUGAAUUGAGUACCCUCAGACCACAGACAUAAGAUGGAGGAGAGCAUGGUCUACCUGGGAGGAUGCUGGCUAGGCUGUGAAUGGCCCCCAAGACUCCCAAAGCAGUUCCUUCCCUCAUUUUGAUGAACUUGCGCCAAACACCCACCUCAUACCAAACAUGUUUCAAGUCUCAGGAUCCAGGAAUAAACAAAGCCAAAUAAAAUCUGCCUUCCUGCAGCUUGCUCUUCCUCGGGAGAGAUAAGCAAUGGGAACAAAUGACUUAAUUAUUUUAUCUCAGUUCAUAGAUACCACACUGAAAAGUGGCUAAAGGAGGACAGGCCAGGCACAGGGAGGGGAAAUGCCAGGAAACAUCUGGCUCAUUUCACAAAGUCUCCUCGGAAAUGUUCCUUCCUCCUCCUCUUUCUCGUUUUCUUACUCUUUUUUCUCUUGAGUUUUAUUAUUUUUGUAGACGAAGUCUCACUGUGAGUCUCAGAGUAGCCUUGAGCUCGCUACCCCGCAUCUGUCUCCCGAGGCAUCAGCCACAAGCGUACACCUGGCUUGUGCUAAGUGUUCAAGACAGCAAACUCUGUUAGACCUCCCUCCUCUGGCAAAACACAAACUCAAACCAUCAGAUUCAGGCCCCCAUUCCCCCCACCACUUGAGAUUUCAAGGUUGACUUCAAGACCCUGGUCUGUGGAUUUGACAACACUGCCACUUCUCUUGCCUACACAGGCUCCUUCUAACCAUCUCUUAUGAAUGCUCUAAACCUCCCCGCUUCCAGCAGGGCAACCUGUGUGGCCACGGGUGUAAGCACAUGGAGGCAUAUGAACAUGCAGACAUGCAAACACCUAUAUGCACAAAACACAGGUCGUUUCGAGCUCUCUGGGCGAUUCACGCUGCUCACUUGGACCUGUGACUCCUACAAAAGAGUCACCGUAGAAGGAAAAUGGGGCACUGGCUGUACAGUUGUCUGUGGCACACAGUAAGCGUUCAGGAGGGUCGGUUCGCAAUGGCCAGUGCAAUGGAACAAACUAAGCGUGUGUGGUCCUGUGGGCUCAGUUGUGUGUACACAUAUGCUGCAAAUGCACCUGCCAUAUGUAGAGGAUCGCUUAUGAUCAGAUGGAUGUCAGAUCACUGCAGUCCCACAGAUGACGUCUGGAAAUUCCAAGGUCAUUCCCUGCCCUGCCUGUUGAAGCUGUUUAAUCCUCACGGGUACUGCUAAUGCACAUCUUUCCCAAGCCGACACUAUCUGCUCAGGACUGUGGGAUGUUGCUCUCCCAGGGGCUGGGAUGGGGCUGGACAGAGGAUGUGAGGCCAACAGCGAUAAAGGUCCGAGGUAAACCUGCAGACACCAGCACUCAGAGGCCCACAGUGGAAGAAGCUAAGCAGCCAGCGAGGUCAAGAAGACCAGAGAGCCUGGGAGGAUGAGACAGAGUUGUCAGUCCUUUCCCUGCCUCAAACAGAACACGGCAGUGUUUCCUUUCUCUUCCUCCUUAAGCCUUUGGACCUCAACUCAACUGGAAUCUGAGCUUUGGGAUUUUGUAUGGUGACUGGUGGCUGUCGUGGUGAAGAAGAGACGGUGUCCUGUCGCCAGCACUGGUGGCUGUCAUGGCAAAGGAGAGAUGAUGCCCUCUUGCCAGCACUUCUAGUCUCUGAUAGAGGUGCAAGAGGGCAGGCUCCUCCAGAAGACCCUGAGAACAGCUCUGAGCAAUGCCAGUCAUGGAUCAGCUGACUAGACUGAGUCCAGGCCAGUCACCUACCAAAUCUCCUCUCUCUGCUUCCUGUCCCAGGCACACACCAGCAAUACCCACCUUGCUAUGCCAGCCUGUCAUCUACACACACCAGUCCUGCUUGAAGUCAUAGUGUACCAAGAGGCCACCCUGUUAGAGGUCUGGACAGGACAGUUCUUAACCUGAAAGAAUACUUGUUGGUAGACGAAGGAGCAGCAGUCAGUUCUGCCAAUGGGACACUGAGGGAGCACCAGCGGGGCACCGAGGGAGCAUCAGUGGGUCACCAAGGGAGCACCAGCAGGACACCCAGGGAGCACCAACGGGCCACUGAGGAAGCAUCAGCAGGGCACUGAGAGAACAUCAGUGGGGCACCAAGCGAGCCCUAGCAGGGCACCAAGCAAGUAUCAGCAGGGCACUGAGGGAGCACCAGCGGGACACCAAGGGAGCAUCAGCAGGGCACUGAGGGAGCACCAGCGGGACACCAAGGGAACAGCAGUAAGACAUCAAGGGAACAGUUGCUCCAUAAAUGUGGAAAGGAAGCUUUAGUUGAGGGGUCUGGUUUCAGGCCUCCCAGUGACUGACUGACCAGUAGAGCUGAGGACCUGGACAGAGAAUCAUUUCUACAAUGACCCACCGCACCACCAGGCCGCCAUCAACCACGAGAUGUCAGAAACAAGCAAGCUUCACUGAGUGUGGCCGGUUCCUCACUACCUCUGCUGCCCAGAAACCAGCGCGAGCUGGGACACCUGCCUCCUACUCCAUCCAUUGGCCUCUGGGUCACAGUCAGCUGCCCCAGCCCUUCCAUCUAGCCAAGAUCUGGGGGAGGGGCUAAACCAAUGAUUUCAAUGAACUUGGUUUACGUUGCGGGACUCUGAUUCCUCUUACCUUUAACGUGAACUCACAGGUGGAUUAAAGUGAAAUAAAACCUACCAUUUGAGCUACA
Molecule: messenger RNA, 5370 nt
Organism: Myodes glareolus (Bank vole)
Lineage: Eukaryota; Metazoa; Chordata; Mammalia; Rodentia; Cricetidae
Gene: Tifab
Product: TIFA inhibitor
Biological process (GO): positive regulation of canonical NF-kappaB signal transduction
Molecular function (GO): protein binding
Source: RefSeq, a predicted model, not a curated record